This is a messenger RNA of Batrachochytrium dendrobatidis JAM81, 1248 nucleotides long. RefSeq lists its product as uncharacterized. Bases 1 to 1185 code for a protein of 394 amino acids. The transcript has a single exon. The record is from RefSeq and is a predicted model, not a curated record. NCBI's taxonomy places the organism in Eukaryota, Fungi, Chytridiomycota, Chytridiomycetes, Rhizophydiales.
AUGGGAAAGAGGACUGUCAAGAAAGUGUCGACUGAAGAAGCUCCACUAACUGUUUCUCCCAUCAGUGCAGAAUCAAACAGCGACAAACCCCACAUCAAUCACUCCAGCUUUCCCACUACUAAAACUCUGCUUCUGGCAGCAGCUCACCCAUCCUCCAGUCCUAUUGUCAGUCAAGUAACAACACCCAAUGACUCAUCUGAUAUUAUUUCCAACAGUGGAUCUAUCCCAGAAUCUAAAUAUUAUUACCGCUCUGAUGAAUCUUUGCUCAAGCGCAACAAGUCUGGUAAGGACAAGCUAGCAAUGGCUAGUCCAUUUACAACCAACUCCGAAACUACUACUGUUGUUUCUGGUACUUAUGAAUGUGACGAUGCAUCUUCAAUGACUCUACAAACCCAUACAUGUCCUAAUGAACCUGGUCCUGCAAUAAGCGAUCUAGCAAAGUCUUCACUUGCAAUCAAUCAAGAGUUAUUUAUUGCUCAAACAGCCUCGAGGCAAUCUGCUGAACCCACUGUAACUAGCCCUAUAAUCAACAGGAACCAAUCCCAGAUGGAUCUACAGUCUCUGCAAACCACAGAUAAAAUAUGUGAACCUGUUUGUGACGAGAGUGUUGAUUAUAAAACAGAUACGGAUUCCAUCACUGACAACAACGAAACUCUCAAUCCUACCCAGCCUGGGUCACCAGUUUCCCUUUUGCCAGACAAUGAUGCUGUACUUGAGACGACAGAUGAUCCUGAUUGCAUUGCCAAGACUAAAAGUGAAGAUGCAGAGUUCACCUCGGCUGAUACAAGCCUAUCUCUAGAUCCCGAAACAGAAUCUGUAUCUCCAGCUGAACCUGUCAUUUUAGCACAGCUGUCAAGACCCUCACCGGCUGAAGCAUCUUUGACACCGCCAACGCAAAAACGUCCCAAAACCGCCAUUUCAGCCAUUUCAGCCAAUGCCGCCAACACGCAUCUCAUAAAUAGCUUGACGGACUUUUCUGGCUAUACUACAGCCAUGAAUCAAGUCAUUGCAUUUGCCGAGCCUCUGCAAAGAAACUUACGGGCUCAUCCUUUUAUAUAUUCCCCUAUUGUCUUUUGUGCUCUAUUGAUUGUCGCUCCAUUCUGCUUUAUAUUUGGACCAAUGGUGAUAUUCCUAGUUGUUGUGUACCAUUUUUUGCCUGCUUUUACUAAAGCCGUAUUUACAUAAACGGACCACUUUUGUAUUUAUCUUGGCGACUGCCUUUAUUUUGCUUGAAAUAAACAACAGUUG